AUGACGGCGCUGUCACUGAGGGACAGCUUGGUGAAUUUCUCGGCCUUUGAUGGUGGGGACUUCCAGGAUGAAUGUCGCCAGGCUGCAGCCCCAAUAGCCAACCUCGACCCAGACUGGGAAAAAUGGCUGCCGAGGAUGGAGCACUUUUUCGGCCAGCAAUGGAAGGAUCAAGGUAUCUACCAGUUGAUCAAGCUGUUCGAUCGGCCUCUUGUUAUGGACCGGUCGCUCUUGGCCGCGGCCCUGUGCUUCUGA
Molecule: messenger RNA, 252 nt
Organism: Prunus armeniaca (apricot)
Lineage: Eukaryota; Viridiplantae; Streptophyta; Magnoliopsida; Rosales; Rosaceae
Source: the annotation of a GenBank genome assembly